AUCUGAAGAGGCCUCACUACGGGCUUUGGAGAGUCUAAUGACAGAGUUUUUCCACAAUUGCACAACGAAUGAGCGGAAACGCGAGAUAGAGGAGCUUUUAAAUAACUUUGCCCAGCAGAUAGGAGCCUGGAGAUUCUGCCUCUAUUUCCUGUCAAGUACAAGAAAUGACUAUGUAAUGAUGUACAGUUUGACUGUGUUUGAGAACCUAAUCAAUAAGAUGUGGCUUGGGGUCCCAUCUCAAGACAAAAUGGAGAUCCGCAGCUGCCUGCCCAAGCUCCUUCUAGCUCACCAUAAAACUCUGCCUUACUUCAUCAGGAACAAACUCUGCAAAGUCAUUGUGGAUAUUGGCCGGCAAGACUGGCCAAUGUUCUACCAUGACUUUUUUACUAACAUCUUGCAGUUAAUUCAGUCUCCUGUGACCACUCCUCUGGGACUGAUCAUGUUGAAAACUACUUCGGAAGAACUGGCAUGUCCACGGGAAGAUCUCAGUGUAGCCCGGAAAGAAGAGCUACGAAAGCUGCUCCUAGACCAGGUGCAAACAGUGCUUGGGCUCCUCACAGGUAUUUUGGAGAGCAUCUGGGACAAACACAGUGUUACUGCUGCCACUCCACCACCAUCCCCAACUUCAGGAGAAAGUGGUGACCUGUUAAGUAGCCUGUUGCAGAGUCCCAGUGCAGCCAAAUUAUUGAACCAGCCAAUUCCCAUCCUUGAUACAGAAAGUGAAUAUAUAUGUUCCCUGGCACUGGAGUGCCUGGCACACCUCUUCAGCUGGAUCCCUUUGUCUACUAGUAUCACCCCAUCACUCCUCACCACCAUUUUCCACUUUGCUCGCUUUGGCUGCGACACCCGUGUUCGGAAAAUGUGUUCUGUCAACGGCAGCAGCCAGAACUCGGUGUUGGGACAGGAGCGUGGCCGACUUGGCGUCUUGGCUAUGUCUUGCAUCAAUGAACUGAUGUCUAAGAACUGCGUGCCUAUGGAGUUCGAAGAGUAUUUGCUACGGAUGUUCCAGCAGACUUUCUACCUCCUGCAGAAGAUUACCAAGGAGAAUAACGCCCAUACGGUGAAGAGCCGGCUAGAGGAACUGGAUGAAAGAGUACUGUGCUGGGGGAGACAGGCAGAAAGCUACAUUGAGAAGUUUACGGAUUUUCUCCGUCUCUUUGUGAGUGUCCACCUACGAAGAAUUGAAUCCUACUCCCAGUUCCCUGUGGUUGAAUUUCUGGCAUUGUUGUUCAAAUACACUUUUCAUCAGCCUACCCAUGAAGGUUACUUUUCUUGCUUAGACAUCUGGACGCUCUUCUUGGACUAUCUGACUAGCAAAAUUAAAAGUCGUCUUGCAGACAAAGAAGCAGUACUCAACAGGUACGAAGACGCCUUGGUUCUAUUGCUGACAGAGGUGUUGAAUCGAAUCCAGUUCAGGUAUAACCAGGCACAGCUGGAGGAGCUGGAUGACGAGACACUGGAUGAUGAUCAGCAGACCGAGUGGCAGCGGUACUUGCGCCAGAGCUUGGAAGUGGUUGCAAAAGUCAUGGAGCUCUUGCCAACUCAUGCCUUCUCCACACUAUUUCCAGUUCUGCAGGAUAACUUGGAAGUGUAUCUGGGACUCCAGCAGUUUGUGGUCACUUCAGGAACAGGUCACAGGCUGAACAUCACGGCAGAGAAUGACUGCCGCCGUUUGCACUGCUCCUUGAGGGACCUGAGCUCCUUGCUGCAGGCUGUUGGUCGUUUAGCAGAAUACUUCACUGGUGAUGUGUUUGCUGCCAGGUUCAAUGAUGCUCUUACAGUGGUGGAGAGGUUGGUAAAAGUUACGCUAUAUGGAUCCCAGAUUAAACUGUACAACAUCGAAACUGCAGUACCAUCUGUAUUGAAACCUGACCUUAUCGAUGUCCACGCUCAGUCCCUGGCAGCGCUGCAAGCCUAUGCGCACUGGCUUGCACAGUUCUACAGCGAAGUUCACCGGCAGAACCCGGAGCAGUUCAUCUCUCUGGUCUCUACCACGCUGGAGGCUAUCACACCUCUCAUCAGCUCUAAGGUGCAGGAGAAGCUACUGCUGUCUGCAUGCCACCUGCUAGUUUCUUUAGCCACCACAGUGCGACCAGUGUUCUUGAUCAGCAUCCCAGCAGUACAGAAGGUGUUCAACAGGAUCACAGACACUUCUGCUCAGCGGCUUCCUGAUAAGGCCCAGGUGUUGGUGUGCAGAGCACUGUCGAAUGUAUUGUUGCUGCCCUGGCCAAAUCUUCCAGAGAGUGAACAGCAGUGGGCAGUUCGCUCCACCAACCAUGCCAGCCUAAUCUCUGCCCUCACAAGAGAAUACCGCCAAUUAAAAUCCAAUGCCAUCUUGCCACAGAGGAAAGUGCAGCUGGAGGACAAAAUCCUUCUUCUGUGGGUGUGUAAAGGGCACUCUCACCCCAGGUUGCCUGUAAGCUCUUCCAUCAAAGUACUGUCUUCCUCAGUCGUGCAGGGAAGCCAAAGUGAUCAUCCAUCAGACACUCAGCGUUUUAGAAGAUAUUGUAGAAAGUAUCUCUGGAGAAUCUACCAAGUCUCGACAGAUCUGUUAUCAGUCGCUGCAAGAAUCCGUGCAGAUGUGACAGAUGAGAUGCUGAGCUUCUUCCUCACUCUGUUUCAAGGACUGAGGGUGCAGAUGGGAGUGCCUUUCACUGAGCAGAUCAUACAGACCUUCCUAAAUAUGUUCACCAGGGAGCAGUUGGCAGAGAGCAUCCUCCAUGAGGGCAGCACUGGCUGUCGGGUGGUGGAGAAGUUUCUGAAAAUACUGCAAGUGGUGGUACAAGAGCCGGGCCAAGUAUUCAAGCCUUUUCUACCCAGCGUCAUCUCACUGUGCAUGGAGCAGGUCUACCCUAUCAUUGCAGAGCGCUCAUCUCCUGAUGUGAAAGCAGAGUUAUUUGAGCUGCUUUUCCGGGUCCUCCACCACAAUUGGCGGUACUUCUUCAAAUCUAGUGUAUUGGCUAGUGUCCAAAGAGGAGUAGCAGAAGAGCAGAUGGAGAACGAAGCACAGUUCAGUGCCAUUAUGCAGGCAUUUGGCCAGUCCUUCCUGCAACCUGACAUUCACCUGUUCAAGCAGAAUCUCUUCUACUUGGAGACACUGAACACCAAGCAGAAGCUGUACCACAAGAAGAUCUUCCGCACAACCAUGCUGUUCCAGUUUGUGAAUGUGCUACUUCAGGUGCUUGUCCACAAGUCGCAUGACCUGUUGCAGGAGGAGAUCGGCAUUGCCACCUACAAUAUGGCCUCAGUGGACUUUGAUGGCUUCUACUCAGCCUUUCUCCCCGAGUUCCUGGCCAGUUGUGAUGGUGUGGACUCGAACCAGAAAAAUGUGCUGGGAAGGAAUUUCAAAAUGGACAGGGAUCUGCCAUCGUUUACCCAGAAUGUGCACAGACUGGUGAAUGACCUGCGUUACUACAGACUCUGCAAUGACAGUUUGCCCCCUGGAACUGUGAAACUAUAGUUACUGCACUGGACUCGUGUUUUGAUCACUGUAGGGAACGGAUCCAUGUUUUGUUUUGCCACCACCUUCUCUCCUCCCUGGUUUUGUCAGGACUGCAGGACACAGUGUCUUGCACAUGGGCACAUCUUCUUGGAUUCACGCACCACGCUUCGUUUUUUCUCUCCCAACCCAAAGGCCCGCAGCUGGAGUCAGCACUGUCUGCAGGAUGUGUCUUAACGCCCAACCACAGGGCAUCUCAACUGUACAGAAAGUCCUCUUGCUGGGGUUUUGUCCUACUAACGUAGCACUUUGUUGCGUCCAGAGAUUUCUGUGGAGUUGUCUUGAGAGAUCAUGUACGUAUUGAACGUGAGGCAGAAGCGCCAAAGACUACUUCAGACAUUCGUACCUUCGUGUCAUUCCACCUUCCUGCCCCUGCCCAGCUCUUGGAGGAGGAGUCUCGUGAUGUUGGGACUGUUUUGGCACUUCUGUCACUCCCUUUGUUUUUAAAUUGCCUUGAAAACCUCCCUGCUGUUUGUGGGGAUUAGAGACUUUUUGGUUUUUUUAAAAGUUUUCUCAUCAUUCCAUUGUGAUACUAA
Molecule: messenger RNA, 4035 nt
Organism: Haliaeetus leucocephalus (bald eagle)
Lineage: Eukaryota; Metazoa; Chordata; Aves; Accipitriformes; Accipitridae
Gene: XPO6
Product: exportin 6
Exons: 25
Coding region: 38-3460 (1140 amino acids)
Biological process (GO): protein export from nucleus
Molecular function (GO): small GTPase binding; nuclear export signal receptor activity
Source: RefSeq, a predicted model, not a curated record